CACACAGGCACACAGGCACACAGACACACAGGCACACAGACACACAGGCACACAGACACACAGACACACACAGAUACACAGGCAAUAACAUGAGCGAGGGCUGUGAGAAGCGAUACAUGUAAAUAACCAAAAUAUUUGAGUGGAAAUGCACUGUGGAUAAACUGAAAAUCAAGCUGGAAACCACAGGGAAUAAACAGAAGGCAAGGUAAAGUAGCCCUUCUAUGAGUGUAGGCCCAUCUGUACUGGCUGUCUAUCAGGAUGGGGGGCAGAAGAUCUUGGUUUUACUGGAAAUACCAUAUUAUUCUCCUGUCUAUUUUGUCAGUGCAGUGGAAGGGAAUGAACUGUCAGGAGUCUGUACCAGGGUUUAAAAUAGAGGCCCCAGCAGGGGUGAGAGUGCAGAGGGGGCUCUGUGUGCGCAUCCCCUGUAACUUUACUGUUGGUCCCGGUUAUACCUUAACCAGAGAUGCCAUUGGAAUCUGGUAUAAAGGAUAUAAUGGAUUUGUAAAUAAAAAAACAGUUGCAGCUUCUACUGACUCCUCUCGGUUCCCUGAUACAACAAACGGGCGCUUUAUAUUCACUGGGAAAGUGAGUGCCGGAGACUGUUCCUUCUCUAUCAGUGAUGCACAACCAGGAGAUACUGAACGGUACCAGUUCAGAGUUGAGGAUGGAGGUUCUUUAAAAUUUUCCUACGUUGGUACCCAACCAUCUGUAUCUGUGACAGACCUGAAAGAACCUGAUAUAUCUCCCACCGAGGGUCUGAUCGCUGGGGAAGAAGUGACUCUGACUUGCACUGCUCCUACAAACUGCCCUGGGCUCUCUCCAACCUUCACAUGGGAAGGAAGUGUAAAUACAGAAAGAACACAGAACCAUACAUUGCAGCACCAAGAUGGGAACUUCAGCUACUGGUCCAAUAUCACUUUCACUCCAUCACCGAGGGACCAUAAUACCAUCUUAAACUGUACAGUGACUUAUAAACAUGGGUCUGCUAAGGCAAGCAUCACCUUGAAUGUUGAAUAUACGCCCCUUCUGAACAUCACUAUUCCAGGGGGGACAGGAGAGAGCAGCAGUCUAAUUGUGAGAGAAGGCGACUCCAAGGAAAUCUACUGUACAGUCAACAGUAACCCAACGGCCAACAUUAGCUGGACUAGAGGAAACAGCCCGGUUGGGAAUACCAAGCAGAAUGGGCAGAAUCUGACUCUUUCACUUCAGAAUGUAACAGAGAAUGACACCGCUGUAUAUACAUGUACGGCACAGAACCAAAGGGGGAGCAACAAAAGCUCUGUCAGUGUCUCUGUGGAAUAUCCCCCCCGACAGCCAACGAUCUGUGUAGAUAAGCCAGAAGGUUGCCUUCCUUUAGUAAAUGACUCUGUUCCAGAAGGAUCGACACUGUCCUUAAGCUGCAGAGCAGAAAGUAACCCCCCAGCAAAUUUGUCCUGGAUUCAGAAUGAUCCACUCAAAACAUGUUCUGAAAGCAGUAUUCUGAAGGUCCAGGUUACAAAUGAUAUUGUAUAUACAUGCCAAGCUACAAAUAGAUACGGACUGUCAAAUAGUUCCAUCCUUAUUAUUGUCACGCCUGCACAAAAGCCUCAGACAAAUUUACUCAUUGUGGGACUUUGUAUUUUAUUUGUCACACUUGCGGUGAUAGCGGCGGUGCUGGUAUUCAGAUGGAUGAGAAAGAAGAAGAACGUACAGGAGGACACUAAAGAGAUGCCUAAGAGUGAUGGUGAUGUGAUUUACAAUAACAUAGAGAAUAUACAAAGCAUCAACAAUGAAUCCUACAUGGACACGGAGAAAGCCAAACGGGAUAAGGAUUAUUCAAAUUUGUAUAUGAGCUUUGAUGACAAAGAGCUGCAAUAUGCGUCCCUCGAUUUCUCAAAACUCAAACCAAAGGAAGAUCCUCAAACAGAAGAGAUCAUAUAUUCUGUGGUCAAACACAAUUAAUCAUUAAGAUAUAUUGAAGAUAUCCACCAAUGUAAAUAAAGACGGACUGUUGUACUAUAGAGACUCAUUGGGACAAUGUAGAUACAGAAAUUUGCUGGUUAUGUCUGAUUCUCAGGGUACCGUGGGGUUCUUCUAGACCAGGGAUCCCCAACCUUUUAUACCUGUGAGCCACAUUUAAAUGGAAAAAGUGUUGGGGAGCAACACAAGCCUGAAAAAGGUUCACGGGGGUGCAAAUAAGAGCUAUAAUUGGCUACUUAAUAGCCCCUAUGUGGACUGGCAGCCUAUAGAAGGAUCUGUUUGGCAUUAUACUUGGUUUUUAUGGCACCAAAACUUGCCUCCUUACCAAAAAUUCAAAAAUAAGCACCUGCUUUGAGGCCACUGGGAGCAACAUCCAAGGGGUGGGGAGCAACAUGUUGCUCACGAGCCACUGGUUGGGGAUCACUGUUCUAGACUGUAAGCUUGCACGGGUAAGGUAUAUACAGGUUUCCUACCAGACUUCAUGUUUUAUGUAUUUUUGGGCACCCCACUGUGUUGGGGAGCUCUGCAAAAAUUGUAAUUAUUUCUAUAAUAAUAAUAUUUUUUGGAGUAAAAACAAUUCUAUUGGGUUUAUUUAAUGUGUAAAUCAUUGUUUUUUCUUAUCUGAAAAACCCAAGGUCCCAAGUAGUCUGGAUAACAGGUCCCUAUUCCUGUACUGAGAAAAACUACUUUUGCCAGUAUUUUUUAGUUAUACAAUAAGAGCAAAUCACCGGAGAUCCAAUAACUGUUUCGACGGCAGCCACGAAUGUAGCAAUAAAGAAAUCAUGUUUAAUGUGAAUACAAUGAUAUAUUGUAAUAAUUGUUGUCUGGAUGUAUUUAAAAUGGUGUGUUUUGUUAUCUUCUGCCACAGAGUAAAUCUGGUUUAAUAUAUAAUAAAAGAAACAGUUUGUUUUA
Messenger RNA from Xenopus tropicalis (tropical clawed frog), 2871 nucleotides. It is a transcript of the gene siglecl2, whose product is annotated as sialic acid binding Ig-like lectin like 2. Gene Ontology annotation, cellular component: membrane. NCBI's taxonomy places the organism in Eukaryota, Metazoa, Chordata, Amphibia, Anura, Pipidae. The record is from RefSeq and is marked provisional.